Molecule: messenger RNA, 3391 nt
Organism: Chelmon rostratus (copperband butterflyfish)
Lineage: Eukaryota; Metazoa; Chordata; Actinopteri; Chaetodontiformes; Chaetodontidae
Gene: tdrkh
Product: tudor and KH domain containing
Exons: 14
Coding region: 988-2751 (587 amino acids)
Biological process (GO): spermatogenesis
Molecular function (GO): RNA binding
Source: RefSeq, a predicted model, not a curated record
GCGUGCUAAGUACCUUUGGUCACCUGUUUCUUAGUAUUUGACUUGCUUGCAUGUGUCAACGCGCAGCUAGCUAAUGUUAGCUUGGCUAGCUCAGAGGAGAAAGUGUGUUUGCGGUCGUUUUGACAGCUCGUCAGAAAUAGAAAACAUAUUCUGGUCAGUUGGAGGUUAUAAUGGCUUCCGGAUCUGUGUUGACAACAUAAUCGGUCCACAAUAAUAUGCAUUAGAGAGGAGAAAAAGCCAAGGUUAUCUAACCAGUCGCGUAGAUGUUUCAUUGGUUUCGAGAGACGUGACACCAAACUCCCUUUAAAAAUCUCAACAUUUAAGGAUGUUUUUCUGAUUCCCCAAUAUAGUUUAUUAACGUGACUGUACGUAUUAGUAGGAACACUUGUUUCAUUUCUGUUAGGCUAAAAUGCUGUACAUCAACAAUCCAGCUAUUCCCAAAACACAACGUGUUUUGUACCAAGCUGCAUUAGGAACUGUGACAUUUGUAACGUUACUGUUAUUGACACGAGGUGCUGUUUGACGGAUCUGUUGAAGGCCGAAAUUAUCUAAAUACAUUGCCAAUUUUAGAAAAGUCUCACAUUAUGUUACUAGAUACUUGUACGCCUUUCAGAAAGAAACAUGGCGUUAAAUAGCAAUUUUUGAGCGAGGAUCCCUUCAGAAGAAAUCGCAGAGUAACUUGGCUGCAGCCUACACGCAGUAUGCAGGAUCCAAUUUUGCAAAAUUCAAGAGAGUGAUCAGUCAUCCUGUUGUUUUAAGGUAGGUACUCAAUACAGUUCACCAGUGAAGAACUAUAUUAAGUAAGUCUUUACACACAAUGACAUCAAAGUACACUGUGACUGACCAGUUGCUGUCAUGUAGUGACUUGAAAUACUGAAACUUUCUUCCCCUUCUACCUGUGUGUCAGUAGUCUUGAACUUGGAUGUAAACAAAAAACAGAGCUGGGACUGGAGAAGACUUGUGUCUUAUUGUCUCGAUUCUUCCGAGAUGGACGUUGGAGUGUCCAAGUCCCAUGUGUUUCUCAACUACAGCCCCAGAGCCCUCUUCUCCCAGUGGAGCAUCCCGCUGGGUGCACGGCGUGUCAUGGAUGCAGUAAAGGAGGGUCACAAGAGCGGCCUGAGCUCAGGCAAAAUGGUGGCUCUGGCUGCGGGGCUCUCUGUCGGGGCCACAGUGGGCUACAUGAUCUAUCGCCACAUAAGUAGCACCGACAGCAGUCAGGAGCCCAACACCGAGGUGUCCAAGAUGACACUUCCUAUAGAGGUUUAUAGGAACAUAUCCAGAUACCAGGCCAGGUUUUUGGACAUGGUGACCCAAAAGUCUGGAGCUCAUGUGAGGGUUUUGUCAGACUCAGGGGAGCCUGGAUGUAAGACGGCUGUAUGUUUCCUGCUGCAGGGCUCGAAAGAGCAGGUCUUGCUGGCCCAGUGCGUCCUGGAGAACCUGGUCACUGACUGUGAACCAGUGGCCGAGGCUUUGGAGGUUCCUCAGACCGCCUUCGGACGUAUAAUAGGCCGUGGUGGGGAGAGCUUGAAACUGAUCACCAGGACCACGGGGGCCAAAGUGGCUUGUUCCAAGGAGAAGACGCACAGUCCCAGUGCAAAGGGCACCGUGACUAUCACAGGAUCCAGACAGGAGGUGAAACAGGCAAAGGAGCUAAUUCUAGAGAAAGUCAGAGAGGACAUGAUGGUGAGGACAAAGAUCUCACAGUCGUCUGCCCUGCGGCAGAAACGUGGCCACACUGCUUUGAACCAGAGGCCCGACAGCACAGAGACUGAAGCACCAGUGGGCUUGAACAACAACGGUCCCUACCCCCAGGCAGAGAAAAAUGGGCUUAUCCACGCCAAUGGGACCACAGGAGAACCAGAGGACAUGCUAGACACGACGGAGGAGCUGGAAAUCACCAACACAGACAACAAGCAGGAGGAGGAGAGUUUCUCCACAGACUCUCUCUCCGAAAUUUCCAAGUUUGAAAUUCCCAGUCCAGACCUGAGCUUCCAGCCUGAUGAACAUCUCGAGGUUUAUGUUUCUGCUUUUGAGAACCCAAACCACUUCUGGAUCCAGAUCCUGGGGGUUCGCUCCCUGCAGCUGGACAAACUGAUCGAAGAGAUGAACCGCUUCUACAACAGUGACAACCCCACUGAGCAGAGGGUGGAGACCAUUGUGGUGGGGGACAUUGUGGCUGCUCCCUACCGAGACCACGGGACGUGGAACAGGGCCAGAGUGCUGGGAGUCCUGGGCUCUGGACUGGUGGACCUCUACUAUGUUGACUUCGGCGACAACGGGGAGCUGCCCAGAGACAGCCUCUGCCGUAUGAGGAGUGACUUCCUCAGCUUGCCAUUCCAAGCUAUUGAGUGCAAUUUAGCAGGAGUGAGACCAAAAGGAGAGGUGUGGACUGAGGCGGCCCUUGAUGAGUUUGAGCAGCUCACAUACUGUGCCUCCUGGAGACCCCUGCAGGCCAAACUCUGCAGCUACUCUCACUCUGAGAUCUCCUCCUGGCCCAGUGUCAAGCUCUAUGACAACAGUGACGGCAAGGCUGUAGAUAUUGGUGAGGAGCUCAUACGGCUUGGCCACGCUGUCAGCUUCCAGGAAGUGGUGAACAGGAGGACUGAGGGAGACAAUCUUGGCAGUCUGCAGAGGAUGCUUGAUGACGUGAUCGGAGCAUCAUCAGAGCUAAGUCUCUCCUGUAUCAGCUUAUCAGAAGCUGCCUCAAUCUCAGGAAGCGUUGAUGAUGUCAUAGAGGACGAGCUCCUUUGAGACCAAAGACGCACAUACAUGUAAAGCGCUGACCAUCCACUCCUCAGCAUCAGUUCAAAUGAGAUGAAGGGGACAUUUGCUUGUCCGACCCAAACUCAACCGCAUAAAUCCUCAUUGAAGCCUUACCUACUUGACAAGCGGCAGUUCUUCCAGCCAUAUUUGCUUUCUUGUUGUUACUUCUGUACAAGAUGGAUUCUUAUGUUUUGCUUUAUGCUGUUCUGUUGUUACUAAUGCCACUUUGCUUAUUUGUGUUGUUACUGUGUUAACUAUUUUGUGUUCAAGAAUUGCAGAGAGGAACAAAAACAGAAUGCCAGUAUUAUUUCUGAAAAGCACUGUGAUACGAGUCACUGGAACCAGAAAGCAGCUGGUUAGCUAACAGUGUCUAGAUUUUCUCUUUACUUGUAUGUGUAUUAAGAUUUAAAGGCCUAUAUAUUGAGCUUCACAAGUUAUUAUAUUUUGGAAAUGGCCAUAUGGUGUUAUUGAAUGUGGUCCUCAGAUUGUGUUCAGUAUAAAAAUGUGGCAUCUACUGUAUCAUUAAUUAAGGACAGAGGAAAGUGGUAGCUCGUCUUCAGAGAUGUAGUAGACUGCACUAUAUAUAAUAAAGGAUUUAUUUUAUGUCACAAGAAUUGUUUGGUCUUUU